This is a messenger RNA of Leptinotarsa decemlineata (Colorado potato beetle), 1518 nucleotides long. It is a transcript of the gene Sox21b, whose product is annotated as SRY-box transcription factor sox21b. Lineage: Eukaryota; Metazoa; Arthropoda; Insecta; Coleoptera; Chrysomelidae. Gene Ontology annotation, cellular component: nucleus. Gene Ontology annotation, biological process: neuron differentiation; positive regulation of transcription by RNA polymerase II; brain development. Gene Ontology annotation, molecular function: DNA-binding transcription activator activity, RNA polymerase II-specific; RNA polymerase II cis-regulatory region sequence-specific DNA binding. The record is from RefSeq and is a predicted model, not a curated record.
CUGAAAGGGGAGAACUAGGAACGUUUUCAAAAGCUACCCUGAAGGCGGAUUUAAUGAGAGAGGAACGGAGCGGAAUGGAAACUCCUGACAGAAGACGAGAAAAGGCCUUUCAUCGACGAAGCUAAACGAUUACGUGCGAUGCAUAUGAAAGAACAUCCAGAUUACAAAUACCGUCCGCGACGUAAGCCGAAAACCCUCAGGAAAGAGGGCUAUCCCUAUUCAAUACCCUAUCCGUCCGUACCUAUGGAUGCUCUGAGGGCAGGUAUGGCGGCAAGCGGUAUGGGUCAGUCAAUGGGACCGUACUACAGCCCUUCAGCAGCCUACGGUUCCUUGAGUGCAGCUUCUAUGGCAGCCGCGGCUGCGGCAGCUCAGCAAUCUGCAGCAGCCAUGUCCGCUGGUCUCGGAGCACCGGCGCAGGUGGUAUCCUCAAUGGAUGCUAUGAAAUACUCCAUGGAAGCGGACAAAUACCGAUCUCCCUACAUGCCCUCCUCAUCCCUCGCCAUCUCGAUGUACUCGGACCCCAAAUACAUGGACGCCCCUUCGAAGAGCUACCUCGAGCGCGGCUAUUUAGACUCCACGUCAGCCCUAACAAAGGCCUACUUCGAAUCUUCAAAAAUGUAUAUGGACGCCAACAAAUACAACCCCGACUCCUCACGGUCCUACCCCAGCCUGGACAUCGGCAAAAUGUAUGCAGACCAUCAGCAGCAGCAGCAGCAGAACCACCAAGCUUCUUUAAGCUCUCCCAGGUCUUCGGACUCUCCCGACAACAAACCAAACCAAGACAGGCUCGAAGGCACUUCUUCUUCGAGUUCGACGACGACCUCUUCUGCUGGGGCCUCUCCUGGAGCUCUGCAGGGGUACUACCCUCCUAGCGCCAUGCAGCAGGGUGCUGGUGGGUUGCUGCCCAUGUCACAGUACCCCGGUCAGUACCCGACGCAAUCUCCUGGUCCCGAGUUUAGGAGACCAUUGACUGUUUUGUUUUGACCAGAUAGGAUGUGAACGUGAUAUUAGUGAAUAAAUUUGGUAUUUGUUGGCGAUUUGGCAGGAUACGCGGAUACCUUUAAGGCUCUGUGGGUCUGCAAUAAUUAGAUCGAGUUCGGUUAGGAUAGUAGGGAUGUCCCAAGGUUCAUGUUCGAGAGCUCCAUAGUUUUAUUCUGUGAUUUUUAUUUUCGUCAAAUGUGUGUAAGUGUGCGGUCUCUGGUCGAUGCGUUAUUUUGAAUGAAUGAUGUUUAAUGGCGAUAUUUACUUUACCAUUCAUUAUUUUACCUGAUUUUGAUGAUCUAGCAAUUUUGCUUUACUGGCAGUGUCGGAAACAUGGUACUGCUUUUAAUGUUUUUGAUUCAGCGGAAACUUUUUAUCUGCUUUAAAAAAAUUCAGAACGUGUUCAGAAACUAAUUUCAUGCAUUGUUUUCAAAAUACAGAGUGUUGAACUUUUCUCGAAAGUUCCUCAUUCGUACUGAUAUCAACACAUCUUGAUACAUUUUGGCAAUAUCAGCCAACAUUAUUGACCGAGAAAUG